Messenger RNA from Dromaius novaehollandiae (emu), 3022 nucleotides. It is a transcript of the gene ACOT13, whose product is annotated as acyl-CoA thioesterase 13. NCBI's taxonomy places the organism in Eukaryota, Metazoa, Chordata, Aves, Casuariiformes, Dromaiidae. The coding region runs from base 56 to 478 and encodes 140 amino acids. Gene Ontology annotation, molecular function: fatty acyl-CoA hydrolase activity. The transcript has 3 exons. The record is from RefSeq and is a predicted model, not a curated record.
CGGGAAACUCCGCCCCGCUCGCCGCAGCCGCCGCGGUAGGUGACCCCGCGCCGCCAUGGGCUUCACGGUAGAGUCGCUGCGGGAGGCCAUGCGCUACAUGGUGGAGUCGCAGGGCUUCGACCGGGUGCUCUGCAAGAUGAAACUUCUUUCUGCAACUCCUGGGAAAAUUGUUUGUGAAUUGAAAGUAGAGGAGGAGCAUACAAACAGAGGUGGCACAUUACACGGAGGUUUGACGGCCACCCUUGUGGAUGUGGUGUCAACAACAGCUUUGCUGUACACAGAAAGAGCAGUGCCUGGGGUCAGUGUGGACAUGAACAUCACAUACACUGCUGCUGCUAAGAUUGGAGAAGAGGUACUGAUUACAGCCCAGAUUUUGAAGCAAGGAAAAAAUAUUGCAUUUGCGAGCGUGGAUUUAACGAACAAGGCAACUGGAAAGUUAAUAGCACAAGGCAGACAUACAAAGUAUGUUGGAAAUUAAUAUAAGAAAGUAAUUUAAAAAUAAUAAUGUUGGGCUUGAGAAUCCCAUAUGGAAUGAUUUUCUCAUUUAUGCAGUAAGAUGGAUCAUUUGCACAAAAUUUUGAUAGGCUAAUGAACAAAUGUCUGUAUUACCAUCAAAAUUGCUACAAGUCUAAAAUUAGCAUCUACUUUGGAAGGAAUAACAGAGAGUGAUAGCAUGAAGACACAUCUAUUUUUUGUUCAGGAUGACAGAAAGGUAGAGCCUGCGGACCAGCAAACAGCUUACCAGCAUGACAGCGUUAGCUUGGUUUUCUUUUGCCUUUAGUAUACGUGGUGUGACUAAGCAUCCCUCUCUUCAGGUUUGUCACAAUCAGAAACACUGUAUUUGCAUAUAAAGUACUUGCUCUUUAAGAUGGUAGUAAAGAGUUUUUACAAACACUGUUUGAAACAGUAUUUUGAAAGUGGAAAGUAAGCUAAAUACAAAGGGUAAUUUACUGAUGCUGUUACAGAUUCAUAAGUAUUCAGUAAAAUUUUCUGAAACUCUCUUUUUAAAGACUAGUUAAUAAAUAAAAGCAUGUCAGCAUGGAUUCGUUGAAAAAGGGUGUGGUGGAACCCUUGUACGCAAAUUUGCCUGGUAAUUUCAUCAUCAUCACCCUAUGAUUUCUGUAUGUGAAAAUAUAGUCACAUCAGGGUUUUUCAGCUCUACCUAAAAUUCUGGUUAUAUUUCUUUUAAAAUCAUCAGGUGAAACUCAAGAGCUGAGUCUAAGUAUAUACAGUGAGCCUUAGAUCAAGCUUUAGCUGUAAAUUGCCUGUCUUCUGUUGAAUUUGGUAGUGCUAGGCUGCUAUUCAUCAGUUGAAGACUUGUCUCCUCAUGCACUGUUGUGGGCAGGUUUAAUUACUUUCUUUAAGCUGAUGACAAAUGAUCCUUGGCAAGGCUAUCACAUUGUAAGCAAAACACCAAUGAUACAUACACAGUAUAAGGUUCUUUGACCUUUAUUUUUCUUCUCUAGAAAGAGCUCUGAAGAAGUUUAAUAUACACUAGUAGAGUGCAUGCAGAAUUCUUUUUGUCAUGCAAGCUGACUCAUUGUCUUUAAAAGAUUUGAGUUUUGUGAUCAGAUAUGUAUGUAGGGUUUUUUUUAUUUUUGCUAUGUACACUCCCAAAACAAAGAAAUCAUUUGCUGUGAAGUUUGUUGUGUAACAGUGACCUGUCCUGCAAACUGACUAUCAACAUAAAGUUGAACACAUUUAAUAAUGUAUCAGAAAUCUUUCCAAGGUGACUUUAAAACAAGCAGCACUGGCUGCUGUAACUUAACCUUCAGUAGUAGUUUUCCAAUAAGACUGCAGUGGGCUCAGGUUAUCAGCAUUUAUUUUUGCUGCAAGUCUAGUUCACAUUGCAUCCAGUCCUGAUAAGCGCUUUUUCUAUGAGGCUGUCUUAGAAGUGUACAUGGCUUACAUCCCUGUGGCUAAUUGAACUUGUAAGGUUGGCAUCCUCUCUUCAGCAGUAUACUCAUUAUGAGUUUCCUCCUCAGUAUUUGCACUCAUGCUCAGAGUCAUCUCUGAAUCCCAUUUAUAGAAACAUGAUGCUUUGCUAAAGCAUAUGCAAGACGACACUUACCUCAGGUCUGGAUUUAUCUUUUUAUCUUUCCUCACCAGAACUAUAUGCUUCACUGGAUCAAGUUGUUUCUCCCCUUACAGCUUCCUCUCCCCAGAGAUCAAUUGUAGCCUUGAGCAUCUCCAGCUCCUCUGAAAUUAUGAGCAAGAGGAGCAGACUGAGAUUGAGAGGAUCCAUCAAUGUGUGGACAUGCCCUUUGGUUUAGCAACUGCAGUUCUGGUUGUCUUCUCAUUAACAUAUUCUGGUACCACCAAUUGUCCUUCACUCUUCUGCUCCUGAUUCUCACCUCUUUUCCCUCCCUUUUUCUCAUUCUUAAAUUUUCCUGUUUUCUUCCAUAGGUUACCCAUGUAGUAGAGUGCAAGAGGUGAAAGAAAUAGAAGUGAGGAAUAACACAUCUCUCCCUCCCCACUAGUAUAAUCCCACCCAUCACUGGAACACAAGAGGGAUUUUGACUACUAUCUGAAAUAAAAGCCAGACAGUGAUAGUGAACGAGGUACUGAAUUCAAGUGCUGAAAGAUUCAGAGACCUCUCCGUUAGCUCUGUGUGCUGGGACAACUCCAUUGUUGUGUAACUGUCCCAGUGCAACUUAACAUGACUUCCUCAAUCAAAGCUGGCCGCCUCAGGACACCACCAUAGUAAGUCGUCUCAUUGUAUCACUUAGCAUUCAUCAUGUGUACAUAAUUACAAUUGAAAAGUGUCCAGGCAAAUUAAGAAUGGCAAAUCUCAACACGUAAACAACAGUAUCCUCCUGUUCUUGUUCAAGUUUGGAAAGGACUGCUGCAAGCUGAGAGGUAAAGAGGAAAACCUUCCUGAAAUAACAGGCAAGUUCUUCUGCCUCAUAAUAGGCUAUUCAACACAGUAUUUUAGUGCUGCCUAAUUAAUAAAAGUGGGACAUCAUUAAUAUGCAGGCCAGUUAUUUUAGAAGCGGUUCAUUAAAAUGAUUAUUUUAAGACA